AUGCCAAUCGCGGCGCUCCCUCCAACAACCGCACGGGCGAUCGGCUCGGCGUCCGUCAUCUCCGACCCCUGCUCGAUUGUUAAGGAGCUGUUGGACAACGCCCUCGACGCAUCAGCCACUUCUUUGACAAUCGAGAUCUCGCAGAACACUGUCGAUGUGGUGCAAGUCAAAGACAACGGGACCGGCAUCCCGAGCGAAGACCACCCAUUCGUCUGCAGACGCUCCUUCACCAGUAAGAUUCAGACCGUGGAAGAUCUCCGGCAUGUCGGAGGAACAUGGCUGGGCUUCCGCGGCGAAGCGCUCGCCAGUGCUGCCGAGGUCUCCAGCAGCGUGGUCGUGACAACCAGAGUUGAGAACGACUCGGUCGGCUACGUGCUCAAGUAUGGUCGAGACGGGGAACUGAUCAGUACGCAGCGCACGGCGCACCCGGUGGGAACAGCCGUUCGCAUCGCGGAUCUCUUCAAGCACAUACCCGUGCGACGGCAGACGGCCUCGAAUAACGCCGCCAAGACGCUGGUCCGCAUCAAAAAGCUGGUCCAGGCCUAUGCCUUGGCGCAGCCUGCGAAGCGGCUGUCCCUCAAAGUACUGAGGGCGAAGAACGAGAGCAACAACUGGAUGUACGCGCCAGGCAAGGAUGCGACUCUCUCGGACGCCGCCUUCAAGGUGGUGGGUAAGGAUGUUGCCUCGAACUGUGUUGUGAGGGAAUGGGGAGAUGAUCCUCCCGCUGGCAUAGAGAAAGAGACCGGACGGCACUAUCAUUUGACCGCGCUUCUCCCGGACCCAGAGCUUGAUAUUGCGCAAACCAGCAACUCGGGUCAGUACAUCAGCAUUGAUGGUAGACCGCUGUCGGCUGCGAGAGGUCUCGGUCAAGACAUUGCGAAGUUGUUCAAGUCUUAUAUAAAAUACGCAGCGAGUUAUUGGCAGGGCCAAUCGAAUGUUACUGACCCGUUUCUGUGUCUGCAUAUCCGCUGUCAGGAAGCGACUUAUGAUGUCAACAUCGAGCCUGCGAAGGAUGAUGUCUUGCUUGAAGACCCGCAGGAGCUGCUUUCCGCUGUGGAGGACUUGCUUCGCGGUAUCUACGGAGGACAAACUGAAUCCACCGAGCAGCCACGCUCUUUGCAAAAAGGAAAAGCGCCGGUCAGAGAGUCGAAUGGGUUUGACUUGCUUUUGGCUCGCAAGGACCCGACCGAGGCUACGCAGAGUACAACAACGAGCAGUCACCCGCCGGGGUUCAUGUCAGCACAUUCGAUGCCGAAAGCCACGCCACCGUCUACCGAUGCAUCUCAUACGUCCGAUUUGAACAACAUAAGACGGAAGCGUUUGGAAGCGCUGAACCCAUGGUCUUUCACGAAGUUGAAUGUACUCAGCGGCUCUUCUAGGACUUCGUCACAUACUCAGUCAACCUACGAAGCCAUCGGCGACAACUUUGCAGAGAGUCGCAGGAACUCAUUAGAGUCGCGACCUGCUCAUUCACCAGAGUCGCUUCUUCCGAGCCCGUCCGCAUCGAGCACGAGCACGCUGGCCAUCUCUCCGUCACGAGCUCAGAUUUCCCCCAUUAGACUACAGGCUUCGCGCAGUCCCCCAGAGCACAAUACUCACGAAAGUGUGAAACGUGCAAUGCGGGAUCGUGACAGAGAGCGUUACGGAAAUGGAUCGCUUGACACCUGGUUUGGAAAGACUACGCAAGUGGCGAUGUCCCGAUUGGAGGCCUCAGGGCAGCCACGCGAGGAACCAGAGGAGCCUUCUUUGGCGAACUUAGCAGCCCAGCGUUUCGAAGCGUCCAAUACAACCUUCCAGGAACCACAAAAUUCCGCCGACGAUGUACCUGACAGCCCCACUGCGGCGACAGCAAUGUCGCAGGUCCUGGAUCGCUCCCCAUCAGCAACCGAAGAUACGGAGAUCCAGGGCAAUCACCGCGGACUUCCAGUCCUCGAACGAUGGUCCUCGAGGCUUCAUCAAUUGUCUAGGGAUAGUCAAAACGAACUUGAGAAAGCACUGGACUUCGAACGCCGGAAGCGCGAUGCCAUACAGGAGCGGCGUAAACAGCUCCAGAGCAGUCAGGCCACGUCUACCGCCCGCUCACCGCACCUGAACCGAUACCUCAAUGCGCGAGCUGCUCUCAGCUCCAAUCCAGCGAUCGGCCAUCCUCAUGAUAUGGUCGAGCUGGAGCAGACAAACAGACCCGUGCUGUCUCCACAUGACCCGAGGUCAUACCUGAUACGCUACCGCGCGCAGAACGCGACCUCGGACGGGACGUCGAAACCCAAGCGAAUCAGCACUAACAAGCUACCAUUUGAGAAUAUCCCAGAGGAGCACGCACUUUUUGAUACGGGUGUGACAGUAUCGACAGAUGUCUCACGGCUCUUGAAACUGGCUAAAGGAAUGAGCCCAGAACCCUUAUACACGGAUCCCGUGACUGGGACGGACACGUCGAGUAUUUUCGCGACCGACUCACCAAUUGAUCUAUGGACCCAGCGUCUAAAUGAAUUGAUACGAGCCAGAUAUAGAGAAGCACAACCGAAUGUUCUUCCAUUGCGUUUCAAUUUCUCAUCUCCAUCUCAAUGA
Molecule: messenger RNA, 2565 nt
Organism: Aspergillus aculeatus ATCC 16872
Lineage: Eukaryota; Fungi; Ascomycota; Eurotiomycetes; Eurotiales; Aspergillaceae
Product: putative DNA mismatch repair protein
Exons: 3
Coding region: 1-2565 (854 amino acids)
Biological process (GO): mismatch repair
Cellular component (GO): MutLalpha complex
Molecular function (GO): ATP binding; mismatched DNA binding; ATP-dependent DNA damage sensor activity
Source: RefSeq, a predicted model, not a curated record